Molecule: messenger RNA, 786 nt
Organism: Prorocentrum cordatum
Lineage: Eukaryota; Dinophyceae; Prorocentrales; Prorocentraceae
Source: the annotation of a GenBank genome assembly
AUGGCAGCAAGUGGAGGUGGCAAAGGUGCUGGAGGGCAGCCCCCGCCGCCGACAGGGCCUGUGCCCAACGUCACACUCGAGGAGGCCAAGCAACUCGGCAGUCUCUCCGAAAAGGCGUGUGACAAGGCGGCGGCGAGUAAGUACAAAGACCUGGUGAAGUUCAUGGAAGCGGCACAGAAGCCGCCACCGACAGGGUCCCCCGUGUCCAAGGUGCAGCAGUCCCACUCCGAGGUCAAGCGGCUGGAGCAGAAGCUCGAGGGCGACCUCGCGCGGCUGCUUCGGCUGCAGACGGAGAUGGCGGAGGCUACCACCAAGAUCAGGGACACGCAGGAGGGCGUACAAGGUGGAUAUUUCAUCGAUCAUUGUGAUCUACUCGAACAUAUGUGCAGCUCAGAGUACGAGGUCACGGACACUGAUCGCACCGAGUUCGAGAAGCGCAAGCAGACACUGCGAGACGGAGUCCAGGCGUUGGCGCCAGAUCUUUUCAAGCAGGUGGUCAACGCUGCCAGAGACGCCAAACAGGUUCAUGCUCAACAUAUGGCGCGCCUGGUCCCGAAGCGGCAGAAGGCCAACGACGGGACGGCCCAGCCCGCGGGCGAGGCAUCGGAGGACCACAAGGGCGGCGAACAUGUUCAUGGUGACAUCGCUGCUGCUGCGGAGUCCGCUGAGACUGCCGCUCAGCCCGCCGAGCCCUCAUCCAAGGGCGCGCGCGAGCGCGCUGCCGAGGCUCUCGCCGCCGUUGUGACCUCCGCAGCGGAUGCCGGCGCCUCGGAGUGCGAGCUUUAG